Molecule: messenger RNA, 191 nt
Organism: Dama dama (fallow deer)
Lineage: Eukaryota; Metazoa; Chordata; Mammalia; Artiodactyla; Cervidae
Exons: 1
Coding region: 33-191 (52 amino acids)
Source: RefSeq, a predicted model, not a curated record
GCCCCGCCUUAGCUCCCGCGCUAGAGAGAAACAUGUAUCGUUUCCGAUCACAGCUCUUCACGGGGAUUUCAGCUGCCGCCAUCGCCCACUCUUACCCGCGCCGCUUCUCGCCUCUGUUGUUAGCCGAAGACUCGCCACUCAGCCGCCCGUCGCACAGACGCACGAGUAAAAAGUGCAGCUCCAUCGGCUGA